UCCACGUCAGACAGCAGGCAGGCAAGAGGCUACUACCCUUCCAAUUAAAUAAAUUUAGCAUCUUAAACUUUCAUUCCGUUGCCAGAGCUUGCAUGAUCUGUACUGUGCUGUCCAUAUUUGCCUAUAUCUGUAGAAUAAUGAGCAGAAACGAAAGGUCUUUUAUUAUGAUUAAGCCUGAUGGCGUCCAGAGAGGACUUGUAGGAAAAAUUAUCAAAAAAUUCGAACAAAAAGGAUUCAAACUAGUCGCUCUUAAAUUCGUGUGGCCUUCUGACGAGCUUCUGAAACAGCAUUAUGCUGAUUUAUCUACUAAAGCCUUUUUCCCAAAACUUAUAAAGUACAUGUCUUCCGGCCCUGUUGUGCCCAUGGUUUGGGAAGGUUUGGAUGUCGUAAAGACUGGUCGUGUACUUCUUGGUGCUACAAAUCCAGCUGAUAGUGCUCCUGGAACGAUCAGAGGCGAUCUUUGUGUAGAAGUUGGUCGCAACAUCUGUCAUGGGUCAGACGGUGUGGAGUCUGCUAAAAAGGAAAUAAGCCUGUGGUUUACUGAAAAGGAACUGGUGGAUUGGAAGCCAGCAACUUUCGAUUGGGUCUAUGAAUAAUUUUUAGCACGAUUUAAACGAAUUGUAUCUAAUUGUACGUUUUUCCAUUGUUUCGUAAUUUUAAGCCGAGUAUUUAUACACGAAUAAAACAAAAUUUCCUCCA
Anoplophora glabripennis (Asian longhorned beetle) is the source of this 699-nucleotide messenger RNA. RefSeq names its product nucleoside diphosphate kinase (gene awd). The transcript has 2 exons. The record is from RefSeq and is a predicted model, not a curated record. Lineage: Eukaryota; Metazoa; Arthropoda; Insecta; Coleoptera; Cerambycidae. The coding region runs from base 93 to 596 and encodes 167 amino acids. Gene Ontology annotation, molecular function: nucleoside diphosphate kinase activity. Gene Ontology annotation, biological process: UTP biosynthetic process; GTP biosynthetic process; CTP biosynthetic process.